AUGAAAGUUCUCGAAGACGUCGAUCGCGCCCAGGAGUCCAAGACGGCUAUCGCGAAAAGGCAUGGCAUCCCGAAGUGCACCCUUUCGAGGAUUUUGAAAGAUCGCGAAAAGAUUCAAAAGGCUUACAACAGCGGCGCUUUCACUCCCGGUAGGAAAAGGAUGCGUCUGGCCGACCACGAGGACCUCGAGAAAGCACUUUUCCUGUGGUUUAAGCGCGCGCGAAGCUCCAACCUUCCAGUGACCGGGCCUAUUUUGGAGGAGAAAGCAAGAGACAUCGCACUCCAAAUCGGGAUUGAAGACUUAAAGUUCAGUGACGGCUGGUUAAGCCGUUUCAAAAAGCGCCAUGGCCUCGUCUUCCGCACUAUAGCAGGUGAGAGUGCCGCGGUAGAUCUGAAUGUUUGCGCCGACUGGCAGCAGCAGAAGCUCCAAGACGUCCUCUCAACUUAUAAGCCCAGCGACAUCUUCAACGUGGACGAAAUGGCGCUUUUUUAUAAACUUCUUCCCAACAAGACUCUCAGCUUGAAAGGUGAGAAGUGUACAGGAGGAAAACACAGCAAGGACCGCGUUACUGUUCUGGUGGGAGCCAAUAUGGACGGGUCCGAAAAACUGAAGCUUCUUGUCAUCGGAAAAGCAAAGAGACCUCGGGCUUUUAAAGGUGUGAAAGGACUCCCGGUAUUUUACGAGGCAAAUACCAAGGCUUGGAUGACCCAGGCAAUUUUCGAAACCUGGUUGAGGGAGAGAGAUGCAGAGUUCACCAAAAAAGGCAGAAAGGUUGUGUUCGUUGUGGACAAUUGCCCAGCGCAUGGUGAAGUGCGAGACCUGAACUCUAUUCGGCUGGAGUUCCUCCCUGCCAAUGUGACAGCCGUGCUCCAGCCAAUGGACCAAGGCGUUAUUCGAAAUUUAAAAGUGUUUUACCGUCGCCACAUCCUUAGAAGGAUGAUGCUGUAUAUGGAGAGCAACAAAGGGUACACCGUAGACCUCCUUUCUGCCAUCCACAUCUUGGCCCAGUCAUGGGACGAGGUUGCAUCUACAACCAUUCGGCGAUGCUUUGGUCACGCGGGCUUCUUUGAGCAAGUGGAUGCAAGCCAAGAAGGGUUGGAUGCAAGCCAAGAAGAGUCUGACGCCGACAAUGCUGAAGCAGACACUGUUUUUGAUUUGGUGGCCCAGAGGUGCGGCUCUGGCACUGGGACAAUGGAUGAGUACGAAGCUGUUGAUGAUGACGUGGUCACCUGCCGUGAGGAUACUUUAGUUGACAUACUAAAGGAAGUCGAAGAAGGCACAGGUGAUGAAAGUGAGGAGGAGAUGGACAGUGACGACCACCAGAGUGCCCCACUGACUUCAGAGGCAAGCCAGGCAGUAGAACUUCUCCAGCGGUACUUCCAGAAGGAGGGCUGCUUGGAGCAUCUGUGCAAUUUAAACAAGAUGAAUGCGUACUUGGUGAAGCAGUCCCACACCAAGCUGAGGCAAGCCACCUUGCACAGCUUUUUUGGGGGUUGUGACCCUUAA
Messenger RNA from Dermacentor silvarum, 1506 nucleotides. Its product is annotated as tigger transposable element-derived protein 4-like. Gene Ontology annotation, cellular component: nucleus. The transcript has a single exon. NCBI's taxonomy places the organism in Eukaryota, Metazoa, Arthropoda, Arachnida, Ixodida, Ixodidae. The record is from RefSeq and is a predicted model, not a curated record. Bases 1 to 1506 code for a protein of 501 amino acids. Gene Ontology annotation, molecular function: DNA binding.